GUGGUCUUUGCAGGCAACCACCGCGAUCCUGAACUUGAGCUUUCCAGUCCUUGACUUUUAUCAACCUUUAUCUUUGUUUCCGUAGCUGGUGCACUUGGGUGAAAUGGGUGCAGGUCAAUCAACCGCUUCGCAGGCACAUUCGUCUCGUGCUCUCCAUGUCUUACGUGUCACUCCGUCCUCGCCCGCAUCUCAAACAUCCAUCGAGCCUUUCUUCGACUUCAUCAUCGGCUUCGAAGGGGAUUCGUUCAUAAGUCACAAUGAUAUCGACGUUGCGGAGUUGGAGACUAUUGUCGAGAAGCAUGAAAACAGGACAUUGAAUCUGCUGGUCUGGAAUAAUAAAACUCGGCAAACUCGAGUGCUACCAAUUGUCCCAUCUCGCACGUGGUCGCUCGCACGCGAUGGUGCUUCUGGCACAAAAGAUCCAGAGGCAGCACCUCAGCCAUCUUUACUCGGUUUAAGUAUGCGUAUGUGUGAAUUCGAAUCUGCAACAGACAAUGUCUGGCACGUGUUGGAAGUGCUUGAAGGGAGUCCAGCCGAAAGUGCGGGGCUUGUUCCAUACGGUGACUGGAUCAUCGGGUGGUCCGGCGGCGUUUUGAGUGCAGAGAAUGACUUCUACGACGUGGUUGAAUCUCAUGUUGACAAGCCACUAAGGGUCUACGUGUAUUCACACGAUUUCGAUAACCUAAGGGAGGUUGUUCUCGUGCCUAACCGCCAGUGGGGUGGUGAGGGAUUGUUGGGUUGCGUGUUUGGGUAUGGACUUCUACACCGAAUUCCCCCGCGGACGUCAGAUCAUCAGCCAGACACAACUUAUCCUGGUUCACGGCAGUCACUACACGAGUAUGAAGAGCAGGAUCUAUUUGUUCCUGCUGACGGAUCGCAAGAUCCUUACGCGGCAUUCUCAGUAAGAGGGGACGAGAACUCCAACCAGUAUCUCGCCCAGAGUGGAUUGGCACAAAAUGAUCCCGAAAACUAUUAUCACUCGUCUGAGGGUGGCGAGAAUUCGAACCACCCCACGCCCUUGGCAGGUUACACAACAUCAAAUCACAACACGCCAUCUUUGGAGCCAAGUGAACAAACACCAACCAGGGCCCGUCAACUUGGCCAUCCCAUGAACGGGGUGACAGGGACGUAUUCCCUCGCAACUCCAAGAUCGCUUUCCUUAGACGCUAGCUACGUUAUCCCUAGAGGAGGUUAUACAAUGAGUGACAUCGACGAUGACAGCGAUGGAGAUGAUGGAGGAGCGAGUGUAUCUGGCACGGAAACGACAGACUAUGGUAGUCUCACUAGUGUGGAGUAAAGUAUGGUAUAGCCUGUUUAAGAUUUAUUUUCCGGGAGUAGUUCAUCUACAGUGGGAUGGAUGGGAUUCUUCGAUUUACAAUCCACAUAAUAUUGCACUCGAUUGUGAUUAUACAUUUCAAAUGAUAUACUGGUCGUUCUGGUU
Messenger RNA from Serpula lacrymans var. lacrymans S7.9, 1441 nucleotides. RefSeq lists its product as uncharacterized. The coding region runs from base 104 to 1297 and encodes 397 amino acids. The record is from RefSeq and is a predicted model, not a curated record. The transcript has 6 exons. Gene Ontology annotation, molecular function: protein binding. Gene Ontology annotation, biological process: Golgi organization. NCBI's taxonomy places the organism in Eukaryota, Fungi, Basidiomycota, Agaricomycetes, Boletales, Serpulaceae. Gene Ontology annotation, cellular component: Golgi apparatus.